This is a messenger RNA of Chelmon rostratus (copperband butterflyfish), 7646 nucleotides long. RefSeq names its product pantothenate kinase 1a (gene pank1a). Gene Ontology annotation, biological process: coenzyme A biosynthetic process. Gene Ontology annotation, molecular function: ATP binding; pantothenate kinase activity. The transcript is spliced from 8 exons. Lineage: Eukaryota; Metazoa; Chordata; Actinopteri; Chaetodontiformes; Chaetodontidae. The coding region runs from base 325 to 1698 and encodes 457 amino acids. Gene Ontology annotation, cellular component: nucleus; cytosol. The record is from RefSeq and is a predicted model, not a curated record.
CAAUGUGGGGAAAUGACCGCGAGUGACCUCAAAGGGAACGCUGUAUUUUAGCGCCUGCUCGUAUUACCAUUUUAUGCUACAUUAAAGGGCAUUUUUACGUCAAAUUUGAGCUUUAAAUACAAGGGUAAAAUACGUGAAUUUACGGAGACGCAUAAGGUCUUUCGCUGGUCGCGCGACUGUCCUACUAGCUUGCAAGCGACGGGGCUAACAUUAGCUAGCUAAGCUAAAGUAGCCGGGUUUCUCGUUGCUAGCGGCAAGGCUUUCACAGUUUUUUUCUCCUGCAGAUGCUAAGCUAAGCUAGGCUAGGCUAGGCUAGCUGCUCCCAUGGAUAAAGCCAAGUCAAUGAUAGACAAGAAAGGAGCGUCGGGACCCUUUCACAUCAACAACGGGCAGAGUCAGAGAGGAUUUCAUGGCCACGUCGCAGUGGCCGCAAACGGCGGCUGUUGCAGCGGCAAUGCAUUCGGCUCGAGCACCGGACCCAACAGCAGCACGUUUGAGAACAUGCAUCAUCUGCACCGCGGCGACGAUGAGGAGUGUAACGGGUCCCCGGCCAAGAGGUGCAGGCUACGGAGGAGGACGGAGUCGGUGAGACGGAGCAGACCCCCCUUCCCCUGGUUUGGUAUGGAUAUCGGAGGCACCUUGGUCAAGUUAGUGUACUUUGAGCCAGUCGACAUAACUGCAGAGGAAGAACAAGAGGAAGUGGAAAACCUCAAGUCCAUCCGCCGCUACCUCACCUCAAAUGUGGCCUAUGGAAAAACAGGCGUCCGUGACGUCCACCUGGAGCUGAGGAACCUGACCAUGUGUGGCAGGACCGGAAACCUGCACUUCAUCCGCUUCCCGACACAGGCCAUGCCCCGUUUCAUCCAGAUGGGUCACGACAAGAACUUCUCCAGCCUGCACACGACACUCUGCGCCACCGGAGGCGGCGCGUACAAGUUCGAGAGCGACUUCAGAACGAUGGCCGACCUGGAGCUGCUGAAGCUUGAUGAGCUGGACUGCCUGAUUCGGGGCCUGCUGUACGUCGACAGGGUGGGCUUCAAUGGACACCCAGAAUGCUACUACUUCCAGAAUCCAUCAGACACCCAGAGCUGCGUGAAGAAGCCCUGCACCCUGGACAACCCUUUCCCCAUGCUGCUGGUCAACAUCGGCUCUGGGGUUUCCAUACUGGCUGUGUACUCCGAGAACAACUACAAACGGGUGACUGGGACCAGUCUGGGAGGUGGUACAUUCCUGGGCCUUUGCUGUCUGCUGACGGGCUGCGAGACGUUCGAGGAGGCGUUGGAAAUGGCCAGCAAGGGCGACUCAACCAACGUGGACAAACUGGUGAAAGACAUCUACGGAGGAGACUAUGAGCGCUUUGGCCUACAGGGCUCUGCGGUGGCGUCCAGUUUUGGUCACAUGAUGAGCAAAGAGAAGCGAGACAGCAUCAGCAAGGAAGACCUGGCCAGAGCCACACUCGUCACCAUCACUAAUAACAUAGGAUCCAUAGCACGGAUGUGUGCUGUCAAUGAGAAAAUUGAGCGUGUGGUGUUUGUCGGGAACUUCCUUCGCAUCAACACAGUGUCCACAAAACUGCUAGCCUAUGCCAUGGACUUCUGGUCUAAAGGACAACUACGAGCCCUCUUCCUGGAACAUGAGGGUUAUUUUGGAGCUGUCGGGGCGCUGAUGGAGCUGCUGAAGACAACAGAGGACCCGUGAAGGAAAUCAUGUCAUGACGUCAUCAACCCUUCAACAAGACGAUGUCAUCCACCCCUGAAUGCUGUGAUGUCAUCAACUCUCGAUGCUGUGACGUCAUCACCUUUAGACGCUGCUGACAGGUCUCAUUCACAGAGGCCGCUAAAGGAACACUAAGAGAGAGACACAGAAACUGAGAAAAGCCAUUUUAAUAAUUUAACUCUUGUAAAUAGCGAUAACCUCUAACAUUCAUCUCCUAAAUUCCCUAAACAGAGCCCCCCUAUCAUAGAGGUUUUAAUAUUGUGAUCUUUAAUUUAUGGUUUCCUGUAAUCACCUCUGUUGAUUCCUGUAAUCAGUCCUGUGUCGGGAAGCACAGAGUAUGUUGGUGUUUUUUUUUGUUACUGUGUGUGUUUGUGUGAAUAGCUACUGUAGCAUUACGUCCUGGAGGCUGCGGUGCCCCGGGCGACUCUUUGUGCAACAGUUCUGAGAUAGGACGUCUGCACAGAAAUGAAGUUACGCUUGAAUGAGCAAGUUUUACCACCUGGGACUCAAGGUGGUGGCGUUGCUACCGCAACCACAGUCAGAUCAUUUGACCACCAAUGCCUCCCGCCUUCAUCUGUCAGAGUGCAGACGGACAGGUGUAGCCGAACCUUUUGGCGAUGUUAACGUAACACUGCGGCUUCACCCAGCUCCAACUGCAGCUGGACAGCAGUUGUGGCUAAGGUUUGGAAGGUAUUUUGUUGCCUGAAUGUUGCACAAAAAGUUGCCCACCACGCUCCCGUCUUCUAAGGAGUGCACUGAAGCCAAAUCCUGUUGAGAUUCGUACGACACCUGCCUCCUUCGACUCAGAUGGGACGCAGAAAAACGGUCUUUAAUUCUUUCUGUUGCUCAACUGCACAUGGCCUUUUGUUCGUCUCUCUUCCGUCUGCCUACAUGUAAACAACAUUAACUUCACCAUAUUGCCAAGCAUGCCGUGUUUCGUGAGUUUAGUGUUAGAUGAUGGGACCAAGACAUUGUCUUCCAAGAAAUGGCGCUACAACUACAGUUCAGUCUGGCUCAGCGACCUGUGUUUGUGAUCUGUGAAAUACUACAGGAUCUCUGUAGGGAAUCAUUGUUUCUUUUCCUCCCGCCCUUCCCUGCCUGUCAGUGUCUAGCUCAAGGACACUUGAGCAGGGUGGAGGCCUGUUUCUUCACCCUCUGGUUCCUCUGCCACCCUGCUGCCUUGUUUGGAUGUCGCAGUGUGAUUUAAUGAGGCGUUCAGGCUGAGCUAAUGCAGUCUGAGAUUAAAUUUCCUCCAUUUGAAUCCCGGCAUAAAAAAGAUGGACCAAGAUGCUUUUAGCCAAGGGUCUCCCCUCAUAUAAAAUACACUCAUUCAAAUUUGCCAGCGGCAGAGUCAGUUCUGGGGAUUAGACUGUGUUCAUACUGUCUAAAGGUGCAGCUACUGUGCACAACAUUUGGUUAUUUGAUCUGAAAGUGCUGCUGGGUAGGUGAAGUUUUAUUCCAUCCACUUCGUACUCACAAACAGCGAGUAAAAACAGUCGUAGUUGGCCAACAUCCUCCCUGACUACGACCCUGAUGGUCACUUUUUAUUCUUUUUAGACCAUUUCAGAUAUGUGUGUUUAUAUUAUAUCAACCAUGAAACCUGGGGUAUACGACAUGCCCAGGUCCAGAACUGAUCAGAUUUAACCACACUUAUGCAAACCAAGUUGUGACACAAGCACAAAUCGCCUCAGAAGUAGUUUGCAUGCCUCUGUCUGUCUUCUAGGAUGGAAAACCCUCUUACUUGCCUGAAUUGCCUGUAAUUAUUUUCUGUCUUACUGCCACUUUUUAAAGGAAUCUUACCUGAUCUGCAAUAAUUUGGGGAAGUUGGAACUGUAAAUUACAUGCACACCUCAUCCUAAAGGCAAGGUUUGCUUGUAAUGUAUUAUGCAUGAAAUUGACAGCUGUAGAGAGGCUUCAUCAUCAGUGAUUAGAUCAUAGCUGUUCUGGAGAAACAUGGACCAGAAGUGUAUAGUUUCCUGUAAUACAGUAAUGUUUCCCCCCUUCCAGCCUGGACCUUUACAGCCUCUCAUCUCUGUUUAAUGUCAAAGCAGCUGAACUAUGAAGCUGGACGGUGCAGUCUCCACUGUCCACGGCUUUAUAGAUUUAGCACAACCGUCUACAUGCCUUUACUCUCAAUCAGAGAAACUGUGCUCUUUCCCUUUGUGGAAUCAGUCUUCUUGUAAUUCACCUCCAUCUCUCAGUUUUUGUAUUUGUUGUUGAGAUACUUCCAGACCAUCACUGCUAACACUUUUUGGUCGGUUAGUUUUCUGUUUUUCUGAGCCUGUUGUACAAGUGUUGUUUCAGCACGGGGGGGGGUUGUUGAAUUUCACCUACAGUAUAUUGAGAAGGGUAAAAUCCUUAUCAGCUAGUUGAAUGUAAGUAUUAUGAGCGUCGUAUAGACAAAAUCACCACGUUUUUAUCAAGCAGAUCCUCUGUGGUUCAUUCAUGCAAAUUUUAAAAAACAGUUUAAAAAAUUAGUAUUUUUCUACUGUGGAUAAAUUGAGUGUAACAGACUUCAUUCAUCACAUAUUGGCUUCGGUAAUCCAAAUGUCAGCACUUAUGCAAGUGUUAAAAGUAAAACUGUGGUGAAAUACUAUUUGAAUAGUAGUGUAUCGGAGCAACCAUUCCCUACGGAAACACUGAAUGAUCAAUGUGUUAGAUCAGUUUCAGGUAUGACGACGCUGCAGAUGUCCUUUUUGUUGUGUUUGUUUGUUUGUUUGUUUUUUUGCCUUGUUCAUCUCCUGUUUGGAUGAUAAUAGUGGCCUCAACCUAUCAGGUGCCAGCUUUAAAAUCAGGCUGAUGUUGGUAAUCUUGUGCCGCCCCGUCUUUUAAUCUGACAGCCCAGUCGGUUGCCUUCACUGUGUGUUAUCCUGGUCACACCAUGUUUGUGCCCUUCAGUUUCCUGUGUGAUUUAACUUCAACUUCUUACCUGCCGAACUUCUCCUCUGUGUUGUUGUAACGUUGUGCAUGCAGUUGCAUCCGUAUGUUCCGGUUUCACUCUUGCUUUCCGUUUGUUUUUUGCCAUUGUACUGUUCCAGAUUCAGAGCAUUCACAACUCACCUCUCAGUCCCAACCGUGUCAUAGCAAACAAACAUUAACUUCCACUACCCCUGCAACAGUCCUGGUAAUAAAAGAAAGCCACCGCAUUCUUUCAGCCUCACAGAUCAUUAUUAAUGAGAACUGGAAUUUGGAAAACUGUAGUUUCCCGACCUUUCUUUUCAUUGUUUUCGGGCAACAGUUUGGUUUGGGAACAUUUUUAAAAGUCAUAUGAUUUUUUUUAUCUUUAUCCUGCUUGUUUUUUCUUCUUCUUCAGUGGCCAGUAGUAGUAAUAAUGUGAGUUCAUGUGUUUUUCCCACGCAGAUUGAAAAUAUUAUUGUAUUGAAUUUCUUCUCAUGGUUUGAUCGCUUGUGGUUGGCACAAAAGAACCAGUGUGAUUGUUCCUAGAAAUGUAAACUCCUGCUCUGUCAGGCUGAAAAACCCUUUUAAACAUGAUUUGCAGCACUUACAAAAGUGUCUCAUUGUGAGUUGCACCUUUUAAACGCAUAUCAUCAAUGUCCUGCAGAGCCUUUCAUUUCAGAACAGGUGACCACCCCAGUAGAAGGAGCAUUCAUUAACAGUUUUAACUUUUACAAUCUGCUGUUCAUCAUGUGGCUCAGUCCUGUUGUCAGAGCUGUAAUUUGCAUUGGUCUCUGCAUAAUAUAGAUGACAUGUGUUUUAAAGUUGUUAAUUUUAUAGUGUACCUGUAUGUUUUCAGUGAUUGUAUAAGUGCACGCUAUAACAUAAUUUUCACACUCAGCUAAUCUAAACUGUUCCAAGCCAGAGUUACAGACACAUGAUUAUCAUGAGUCCAGAUACUUGUAGUAUUUUUGGACCUUACUAAUGUUCUGCUGCAGCUUCAGUGUUUUUGACUCCAAAAAACAAAUUACUAACAGUUGCUGGAACUGAAAUUCUUCAUAGAAAAUGUGUUUACCUUUUCCAGCAACAACGCUCAUGGACCCCAUCAUUCAAAGCAGCAUCACAUCUUGCCCCGUUGGCAUUUUUGUGAAGUUUCAUCCUUGUUAAAAGUGUUUCACACACAUUUACACAGAUGCAGUAUGAAUCAAGCAUUAAGUCAUUUUUGUAAAUAAGCUUUUAAGCAGCGAUUUUUCUGCUCUCAUGAGUCAACAGUGUGGGUGUUUGUCUGCUUUGAUCAUAGUCUGAGUUGUGAUUUUAGAUCUUUGGGGUUUGAAUCUCGUUAACACCUUGUUUGGGGUUCAUUUCCCGCUGGGACCAGCUGUACUCAGAUCAGUAUGUAUUUCUCGGUACUGUAAGAAACUUACAGUGGCUUAAACCACCCACCGAAUAGCAAAUGUUUUGUCAUCCAUAGUGAAUUCUAACCAACAGGCUAUGCAGUAACUCAUCCACUCACCUCUUCUCUAAAGCAACCAGAGUUGAUUUGACUUGUGUGUAAAUGGUUUUUUUUUUGUUUUGUUUUUGUUUUUUUAAAUAUGCAACCCUGUUAGGUUUCCCCUCAUAUAGAAAUCCUGUUUGAAUCUUGACGGAGAGAGUUUCUCCUCUCUGAGUUUGUCCUGCUGAUUUAGUAGUUAACACUAUUUAAGGUGGAUGCUUGCAACAGGAUGUUUUAGGCCAGAUUAUACACCAGAGUGAGCAUACCAAGCGUGCUUUUUCAAUCUGAUCUGUGGGACCUGAUCGUGCAAAGUACGUAUGCACUGUGUCACUGUGAGGUCAUUGGCUCAUGCAGUAAUAAGCUUUAACACACCAACAGUUAUUACCCUCGUUUCAUUCAAACUGUGCAUCAUGUUGGAUGAAUGAGCUGAAGCUUAGGUUAGACAGACUGAAUCUGUAAACACCUUGUUGCUGUGGAACCUCGAGCCUGAUACCAGUCACAGGGAGAUGAUGUUCCUUGUGACCCGCUGACCUUUUGCUUUGUUUUUCACCCCACUUUGCUAAACUUUUCAGGAUUUCCUCAGAGGUUCUUAACCUGGUCAAACAUCCUGUUGCGUGAACACAUUCGGCCUUCAAACUGUUUUUUGGAAUGCUUGACUGGCAGGACGGACCUUUUCACCCUUGUGUAUUUGAUUGUACAGAGAUUUUGUAAAUAAUAUUAAUAUGAUAUAUUCUACACCAGCAAUCUGUCUGUUGAUGAAGUUGUUUCAACUCUUCAGAGUCAAGUUUCCCCAAACAUGACUCGGCACAUCAUUUACAAUCCCAAUGCAGACAGAAGAUGCAGCGAGACAAACCGGUUUUCCACCUUCGCCAACACCUUUAGCAGAGCUGUGAUCAAUACUGUUCACAGAUACCUUUAGGAGUCUAUUGUAACCUACUCGUGGUAUAUGAGUGAUGAGAUUUUCCUCAUUAGGACUAGACACAUUAUGAGAAGUUCCUACGGUGAUUGUCUAAAAGUUCUGGCAUUCAUUGUCAGCCCACAUGAGUUAAAUACACCAAUCGGGUCUUUCUGUCCUUCUUUUUUACAUUUAUUGUCACUUUAAUAUAAUUUUCUCAAUUCCAUUCAGAUCCAUUUUACUUUGAUUAAAAAAAAACACAACAGGUAUGUCAUACUUGUCGAUGUUUGAACAUCGAUUGAGACCUGAAGGUGACAUGUGGUAUGUUCAAUUAGACCCUUCCUCCACACUUUUAAGUGUUAAACUCACGUCAUGUCUGGGUGUCUGUUUUCUGUCUGCUGGAUUUCAGUGCUGGCUGUUCACAUCAGCUCCUCUAUGAUCUGGAUUUGGGUGUGAAAGUUUUGGUAAGCCAGGUGCUGGUUGUUGGCAUCAGUUCUGCUGCUGCUUUUAACUCUGGUUUGAAAACAGAAAGGGUUAAAAAGAAAAAAAAUGGCAAUUAAAGAAAAGCCGGCUCCCUGCCUUGUGCAAUGCGUAUGUACUGAAGUGAAGAGAUUUUUUUUUUCUAAAAAGGAAUUAAACUAAAACUGG